ACAGGAUGCAAAUGACUGAGUUAAAGCUGCUUUUUCCAUAGCUCUGAGGGACGGGCUCACGGAUGGCAGAGGAUGUCACCUAUGCGGCCGUGGCAAUGCUGCCGAGGGAAAGGCCACACGCUCCUUCAGGGACAUCAAACCCAGGAAACACGAUCACAUAUGCUGAGCUGCAUGUGAAGCCCCAACCCCAAGAGAACAGCAGAGCAGAGACUUCCGCUCCUGGGUGCCGGCACAGGUUCUCAGCCUGGUUUUAUGUGGCGCUGGUCCUGGCAGUCCUCGUGCUCAUCCUGCUGGGAGUUGUGGCCAUACAAGCCAAGCUGUUUUUGAAGGGCAGAGCAGGAAAAUCAAAAAGUUUGCCUCACUAUGGUCUGAACAGCACCAGCAAUGACAUUUCUUCAGAGAGGACUGUCUCAGCAGCGCUCCUGAAACAGCUCAUGGAGGAGCUGUGUGAAGAUGGACAGGGGACAUGCGAGCUGUGUCCCCCCGGCUGGCAGCUGCACAGGGGCAGAUGUUACUUCUUCUCUGAGGAGGCCAGGAGCUGGGAGGACAGCCAGAAAAACUGCCUGGCCAGGAAGUCCCAGCUGCUGGUCAUUGAGGAUGAUGUUGAGAUGGAAUUUAUAGACAACAAAGACAAAGAUACCAAGUAUAUCUGGAUUGGCUUGGACACCAAAGACAUGGAGAAAGCAUGGAGUUCAGUGGAAGAUCACAGAGUAAAAGAAAAGAGCAGGACAGCUUUAAAAAGCAUUGAGGCUGACAAGAACUGUGCUGUUUACAGAAGGAAAAACGUGAUCCAGGCAGAUAACUGCCAGACCUUAAAGGAGUGGAUCUGUAAGAAGAACGCAACUUUGCUGUUGCUCUGAGCCAAAUUUCCAGACAGCAGGCAGAGCUUCUUGUCAGAAGACCCAUUUUACAGACAAACCAACUUGUGAUGUAAAUAAUUUUCAUAACACUUUCAGGGAAACUUGAACUUUGCUGCGCUGUUCUCCCUAAGAAGUCAGAAGACGGGUCCUGCAACAGGCCUGCAAACUGACACACAAGGAUUUUGGGGUGCUGAGCCUUCACACAGACAGAUUUUGGCAGCAGCUACCUCAGGAAGGGUCAGAGGAGAAGGGAUACUUGUGAGGAGGAGCACUGUGUAUACAAACAGUGUGAAUGUACAGGAAUUAAGGCCCCUGUGGGGGAUGAAGGGUGUGCUGGGCCCUCUACUGUCACCCCUGCCUGCAGGCAGCUGCUGAGCUGAGGACUUCUUAUUUGGGUUUCAGGAUUUUAGUGUUUGCUGAAGUUUGUGGGCUUGGGGUUUUGUGGUAUUUUUUCCUUGGGGUCUAAUUGUGACUCACAGAAGUCACCUGAGAGCUGGAAAAAAAUGCAUUUGUUGAACUUAGUCAAAGCUGCUGCACAGCUACUGGGUGUAGACAGCAGAGCAGACACGGAGUGACUUGUAACACUUGUGGUUAAUGUGCUGAUUGCUCCCAUCCUCUUUGGUGUUGACCCUUGGAAUCUGAAGGAAUUAACUAGGGAAGGGGCUUGGGCUGUAAAACAACAUUGCAGUGCAAGAAAAAGUUGAUAACCUUCCUCUCCACCUAUAUUUUGUCCCUUUACAUUGUAAAGUUCAACCACAGUUAUGGUAUGAUGAUGUACCAAAGCCAAAGACUGGUGAAAUUAAUGCCUGGGAGUGCACUCAGUAAAUGCAUUACUUAGGCACUGAAGUGUCAUAAAUAAAUGCUGUUUCUGGGUCUAGAACACAAAAAUGCUAAGAGCAGUCUGACCUAGUGCCUUUACUAGAUUCACAUGUUUGACAAAAAUGAAGAAAUGUCAUGAACUGAAGGUGCUACUCUAACAAAAAUGGCACUGACUGGAAUUUAAGUCCAUACAGCAAUGAGAAAAAGAAACAAGUCAAACAUGGCUUUUGAGAUGGUAAGCCUUUACCUCAUCUUUGCUGUGAUGCACACAAAGGCAGCUGAAGUUUCUCAGAGAUGUUUUUUCAUAUCUGUGCAUGCCUGGGGAUGGUUAUUGUCCAGCACUUUAGGGCUGCAGAUUAAAAAGUAAACUGUACCCUCAGGGACUUCCCUUCAAACAACAACAAAAAAAAUCCCAGCACAGAUUUACCACGCAGAAUGCAGCAUCAGCAGCUCAAGACCCAUGAGAAACUGCUAUUAUGUAAGAGGAAAUUACAAAAAUCCCCCAAACUCAGCACAGCACGUGGGGGGAAGAAGAUUGGUUUGCUCAUUCUAGACAGCGAAGCAAAGAAAAGGAAAGAGUCUGAAAUGAGUAAGAUAAUCAUCUAUAGCUAUACAAUACAUGCUUUAGAGAGAGAGAAUUUCUGACUGCUGAGAAAUUUUCACUUCAGGGUACUUGCAGCACACCCUUCUCCAUGCAGUGGAGUUGACAACUGCUGGUUUUCUGGCAAUUUUUUUUGAUUCAUGCUGAAUUUAACAAGAAAACCAAACUCCUGCAUGCUGGCUUCUCUCAAAUUAGUUGUGGUGUUUAGGUUUUCACAAUAUUCAUGAAACAUUUACUAUUUGGGCCUUCUUGCUACUAUUCAUGUAACGAAACAAGUCUUUCCAGGGCCUUACUGAAGUUCUUACCUACAAUUUAUGCAGUCGCUUAUUUAACAGAAAAAAAGAAAAAGAAAUUACCACUGAAGUAGUUCAUCAAACUCCGCUCUGAGUAAAGCAAGUUGGCAAAGUUUGCAUCUUCACUCUUCUUUUCUUAACAUCACCAAAGAAGUUCAUAGCAUCCCUGAGGAGUCAGAAGAGCUUUCACUUUUUAACCUUUUUGUUAAAAGUCUGACUCAUUAUGAUGUGUUAAAAAGGGGAAAGCAUUAUUUUUUUGAUCAAAUAUCUGGUUUCAU
Messenger RNA from Passer montanus (Eurasian tree sparrow), 2851 nucleotides. Its product is annotated as killer cell lectin-like receptor subfamily F member 1. The coding region runs from base 63 to 860 and encodes 265 amino acids. The record is from RefSeq and is a predicted model, not a curated record. The transcript has 7 exons. Lineage: Eukaryota; Metazoa; Chordata; Aves; Passeriformes; Passeridae.